Messenger RNA from Cyphellophora europaea CBS 101466, 759 nucleotides. RefSeq lists its product as uncharacterized. The transcript has a single exon. The record is from RefSeq and is a predicted model, not a curated record. NCBI's taxonomy places the organism in Eukaryota, Fungi, Ascomycota, Eurotiomycetes, Chaetothyriales, Cyphellophoraceae. Bases 1 to 759 code for a protein of 252 amino acids.
AUGGCCCCCAUCAACACCAAGGCUCUUCUGACCAUCCUGCUCCUCAGCAGCUCUGCCCUCUCCGCUCCACUGGGCGCUCGUCAGCUGGCUGGCGAGGGCGCGGCUGCCGACAGCCUGCUCUCCGGUACCGACAAUGCCGUUGGCUAUGGCACUGAGGAUGCCCUGGACAACACCGCCACUCUCAUUAGCAAUACUAAGCCUAAUACUCGCCGUCAGUUGGCGGGUGAGGGUGCUGCCGCCGAUAGCAUCCUGUCUGGCACUGAUAACGCCGUCGGAUAUGGUACGGAAGACGCACUCGAUAACACCGCGGCUCUCAUCAGCAACACCAAGGGUGCUGUACCUGCCGCACGCCGCCGCCAGCUUGACAAGAUUAGCAACGGUGUUCAGGCUGUUGGCAACGCAGCUGGUGUCGGGUCCACCACUCAGCCUGCAACCAGCGCCGGUGACAGCAUCGACGGAACACUCACCGGGGAUGCCGCCGGUGCCGGUGCCCAGGUUGCUGACACUGAGGUUUCUACCGCCGAGCAGAUUGGCUCCGCUGUUCCUCGCCAACGUCGUCAGCUCGACAAGAUCUCAAACGGCGUUCAGGCCGUUGGCGAUGCUGCAGGUGUUGGUAGCACGACCGAGCCUGUCACUACUACGGGUGACAACGUGGACGGCCAAUUGACGGGCGAUGCAGCAACUGUCGGUCAGCAGGUCGCUGACGAUGAGGUUACUACUGCCGAACAAGCGGGCAGUGAUGUUCCUACUAAUGCGUAA